UGCCCGGCAGGCAUUCUCCUUCCCCCAAUCGGCCUAUCCCCCUCUUCACCAACCCAUCCUCCCCUUUUACCAUUUCCAACCCCAGAAGAGAUUACCAUCGUCCCCGUCGUCGUCGUCGUCAUCAUCCCAUCCCCUCCCCCCUACCCCAGAGAACUCGUAUAAAAAAUGGGCGAGCCACCAAGAUCCUGUCCUUUUGUGCGACCCGACUCCUCCAACUUGUAGCAGCUCCACGCAGGAUAAAGAGGGUUGGAAAGCCCAAGAAUCCCCAGAGCCCCACUCCGAGAUCCCGAGCUUUCUGCGCUGCUCCGUCGCAAUCCACAGGAAUCCCCAUCGGAGGUUUCGCGGCCUCCGUGCGGUUCUUGAUCCAGGGUGCGCGCCGAGGACUCGCCAAUGCAGCCGGACGCGAGCGGCAACGCUGGCGGCGGCGCGAAUCCGAGGCCGAAGCUGCCGCCGGUGGCCGCCGCGCCGGCGCCGUCCGGGCGGCCGGCGUCCGUGCUGCCGCACAAGACGGCCAACGUGCGGGACCACUACCGCAUCGGGAAGAAGCUGGGGCAGGGGCAGUUCGGCACCACCUACCUGUGCGUGGCCAAGGAGGACGGCGGCGAGUUCGCGUGCAAGUCCAUCCCCAAGCGCAAGCUGCUGUGCCGCGAGGACUACGAGGACGUCUGGCGCGAGAUCCAGAUCAUGCACCACCUCUCCGAGCACCCCAACGUCGUCCGCAUCCGUGGCGCCUACGAGGACGCGCUCUUCGUGCACAUUGUCAUGGAGCUCUGCGCCGGCGGGGAGCUCUUCGACCGCAUCGUGGCCAAGGGGCACUACACCGAGCGUGCUGCAGCGCAGCUCAUCAGGACGAUCGUUGGGGUCGUAGAGGCAUGCCACUCGCUCGGCGUCAUGCACCGGGAUCUCAAGCCGGAGAACUUCCUGUUUGCCAGCACUGCCGAGGACGCCCCGCUCAAGACCACCGAUUUUGGGCUAUCCAUGUUCUACAAGCCCGGUGACAAAUUCUCUGAUGUUGUUGGGAGCCCCUACUAUGUUGCACCUGAGGUGCUUCAGAAAUGCUAUGGUCCAGAAGCUGAUGUCUGGAGUGCUGGGGUGAUUCUGUACAUUUUGCUAUGUGGUGUCCCCCCUUUCUGGGCAGAAACUGAAGCAGGAAUCUUCAGACAGAUCCUUCGAGGCAAACUUGAUUUUGAGUCUGAGCCCUGGCCUAGUAUCUCUGACAGCGCUAAAGAUCUAGUCCGUACUAUGCUUUGCAGGGAUCCUACAAAGCGACUCUCUGCUCAUGAGGUUCUUUGUCACCCAUGGAUUGUUGAUGAUGCUGUGGCACCUGAUAAGCCUAUUGAUUCUGCUGUUUUGUCAAGACUGAAGCAUUUUUCUGCAAUGAACAAGCUCAAGAAGAUGGCAUUGAGGGUUAUUGCUGAAAGCCUGUCUGAGGAAGAGAUUGGAGGUCUAAGGGAGCUGUUCAAAAUGAUUGAUGCCGACAAUAGUGGAACUAUAACAUUUGAUGAGCUGAAAGAUGGCUUGAAAAGGGUGGGCUCAGAGCUAACAGAACAUGAAAUCCAGGCUUUAAUGGAUGCGGCGGACAUCGACAACAGCGGAACGAUUGAUUAUGGUGAAUUCAUCGCAGCUACAUUGCACAUGAAUAAACUAGAGAGGGAGGAGAACUUGGUGUCAGCAUUCUCGUUUUUUGACAAGGAUGGAAGUGGAUUCAUCACCAUCGAUGAGCUAUCACAUGCAUGCCGCAAAUUUGGUCUGGAUGAUGUUCACCUUGAGGAUAUGAUCAAAGAUGUCGAUCAGAACAAUGACGGGCAAAUCGAUUACAGUGAGUUCACGGCGAUGAUGAGGAAGGGCAAUGCGGGUGCAACAGGGAGGCGAACCAUGAGGAACAGCUUGAAUCUGAAUCUCGGCGACAUCUUGAAUCCCAGCAACAGCUAAGUCGGCAUGGGGAGGAGAAAUGCCAUACCUGGUGGAUGCCAUUUUGUGGAAGUUUUUGCAUGCCUGAUCAGCUGGACUACUACUAAUCUAAGAGGGAAAGGGAGAUAGAUGGAGUCUCCUAGUAGUACUCAGUAGCUAGAGGGAGGGAAUGGCGCACUCCUUUGGUUGUAACCGAAUCUUAGACGCUGGAUAUGGAGGUGAUGAUGCGAUGAACUGCAUUAUGUAUUCCUGUGGUUGAACACUGUUGGUAGCCGGGGAUUGCAUCAACUUUUUUACUGUCACUUCUGUUUACUGUCAACUGUUGGUACAGUUGUUGAAAGGAAUUCAGAUGAUGCCUGCUGGCUGGUCA
This is a messenger RNA of Triticum dicoccoides, 2281 nucleotides long. RefSeq names its product calcium-dependent protein kinase 24-like. The record is from RefSeq and is a predicted model, not a curated record. Gene Ontology annotation, molecular function: calcium ion binding; ATP binding; protein kinase activity. Bases 391 to 1932 code for a protein of 513 amino acids. The transcript has 9 exons. Gene Ontology annotation, biological process: protein phosphorylation. Lineage: Eukaryota; Viridiplantae; Streptophyta; Magnoliopsida; Poales; Poaceae.